CUGGCCUGGCUGAGAACAGCGGCACGCCACACACCCGCGGACCCGCCCCACCUCCGGUAAUUAAUUGUUCGCCGUUACCCUCGUCGGACAACCGUCGCCCUCCCUCCCCCCGAGCCGAGCGAGCGGCCGCCGGGCCCGGGAACAGAGCCGCUCCAUGGAGUAGUCUAGCGGGGAGAGGAGGGAGACCCCGGCCUGAGGUACGCUCGAUCCAGCGUGGGGAGGCGAGAGACCCCGGUCUGAGGUACGCCAGGCGGCGGGCGGCGGCGGGCGCUCCGUCUCCUCGCGACGAAUCCGCGGCGGUGGAGGCUCGGUUUGGCGACGAGCGGCCGCGACAGAGGCCCCGAUUCGGCGGCCGGGAUGCGUGUGGUUCCAAUACCCGUGAGGUUGGGAUCUGGCGGCCGGAUAUGGAAGCGAAAUUCUCGCUCUGUUACUUCCCUUUCCCGUUGGAUUCGGUUUGGGCGCGAUCCCCUGCAGCGGCAGAUUGUAUGAGCUCGUUUGAGAUUUUCGACGAACGGGGUUUCUUCACCGGAUGCAAGGAUUCAAACGGCAGCUACUGGGAUCUGAAUUAGGAUUUGCACUGCCCGAGGUUAAGAUGGAAAGGGCUGCUUACUUAGUUGAUGAUUUUCUGCAUUGAUGCUGCAGUUAUAACUUGCCUAGAUUUUGUGCUUCUAGAGAUCUUGUAGCAUUAGUAGCGUGUUUAAUUGCAUGAUUUGAUCUGCACUCGCAACCUCAGUCUGUGGGUUAUCUUGAUUCAUUGGACCAAACUGUUAAUCUCUUUGUUCGGGAAUGGUACCAGUGCUUUCGGUUCAACUUUUUAGGAUAUUGGAGAAGCAUCAAAGCUUUUGCAUCCCAAAUUGAAAGUGAACUAGAUGGCUUCCAAAGCGCUUUGGGAGCGAGCAUAUGGUGGGAAGGGUCACUAAUUGAUAAAGGUCUCACAAAAUGGCCUUUUCCCCAUAAAGUUUGUGGUGCAACAUGAUUUUUACCCGUCAUUUGGCAGGUGCAAGGCAGGCUUUAUCCUGAUUAUUGUUGGCAGCCAAAAAUUCAGUAAAUUGCCAAACGGAAAUUCCCGUCAUUGAUUUUUUUUCUUGCAUAACUGGCAGCUUUACACUUCUUUUGCAAAAUGUUACAUGUUAAUAUGUUGUGGAAUAUGCCUAUAACAUUACCUUUUCUGAAACAGGUUUACUUCCAACAUUUUUCUUACUUUUUAUGGAUGGUUACACACAUCAACCUUGAAGAGAAGACUAUUUAUGUUACAGAACAUCAAUAAAGGGAUGAGGCUUGGAAGUAUUAAUGGUUUGCGGUUCAAGCAGCUCAAGCUUGUCAUUCUUGCAUUUUUUAUUUUGUUUCUUCUUUGGAAAUGGGAGAAAGGCACAUACUAUGAUUCUGGAAUCCUUCAACCAGAUCCAUUGGUUUUGACUAAUCCAGCUAACUCAAAGUUUGUAGAUCAGCAUACAUCUUCAGAAGAAGACUUUCCAAAUGCGGACCCAUUGCCUCAAUCAGUAGUUAAAGUAGAAAAGCAAGUUACUGGUGCACCACGACCAUUGACUAUGGUAGGCUAUUCUGUUGACGUUGCAGAUGAAAAGGAAUUGCCGCCUCCUGAGAAGAAAGAAUGUAACUACAGGAAUGGAAAGUGGGUUUCUGACAAUCGUAAACCACUAUACUCGGGGUUUGGCUGUAAACAGUGGCUUUCUGAGAGUUGGUCCUGCAGAUUAACCCAGCGCACAGAUUUUGCAUAUGAAAAAUUUAGGUGGCAGCCAGAAGCCUGUGAGAUGCCAGAGUUUGAGGCCUCUCAGUUCUUGAGGAGGAUGCAGGAUAAAACCAUUGCUUAUGUGGGUGAUUCUUUAGGGAGGCAGAUGUUUCAAUCAAUGAUGUGUAUGGUUACUGGGGGAAAGCAGAGGCCUGAUGUGGAAGAUGUUGGAGCGGAAUAUGGCUUUGUGUUAGCACUUGGUGCAAAAAGACCAGACGGUUGGGCCUAUCGGUUUCCGAGCACCAAUACAACAAUUUUAUACCAUUGGUCAUCAACACUUUGUGAUUUGGAGCCUCUGAAUCCAUCAGAUCAUGCCACCAGUUAUGCCAUGCACCUUGACCGACCUCCUGCUUUUCUGAAGAACAACCUGCACAGGUUUCAUGUUCUGAUUCUUAACACUGGACACCACUGGAAUCGAGGGAAGCUAAGGGCGAACAAGUGGGAGAUGUAUCUUGGUGGAGCACCAAACAAUAACUGGAACAUUGCUGUCAUCUGGAAGGCCAAAAAUUUCACCAUCCAUAGUGUCAUCAAGUGGUUGGACGCUCAGCUCCCUCACCACCCCCAGCUGAAGGUGUUCUACAGGUCAAUAUCACCUCGGCACUUCUUUAAUGGGGAUUGGAACACUGGUGGCCGAUGUGAUAACACAAAUCCUCUGGCCAAAGGAAGCGGCAUUCGCUUGAACCAUUCUGAAGACACAGAUGCUGAGGGUGCGGUGAGGGGAACCAGGAUCAGGCUGCUGGAUGUCACUGCCCUGUCACGUCUUAGGGACGAGGGGCAUAUAUCACGUUACAGUAUCAUGGCCACGCCGGGCGUUCAAGAUUGCUUGCACUGGUGCCUUCCCGGUGUACCAGAUACGUGGAAUGAGAUCCUUGCAGCGCAGCUAUAGCCAGUAGCUGAUCGAAUGAUUAAAGUCAAUAUAUACUGUAAUUGCUAGUACUUUGUUAGGUUUUACUGAAGAGUUCUUAUGCUGCUGAUAGGAAACUCCAAGCGGCAGUAGAUCAGCUUUUACCAAGAGCUUGAUUUGUUGUAACUAUAUAGAGGCUCCUUUUCUAGUGUAACUGUGUAAGUAACUGUUGUAUUCGCGUCAGUGUAUGACUAUUGUUGUUCGGAAAUUGGACUGGCAGUCGUUACUUA
Panicum virgatum (switchgrass) is the source of this 2881-nucleotide messenger RNA. Its product is annotated as protein trichome birefringence-like 14. Lineage: Eukaryota; Viridiplantae; Streptophyta; Magnoliopsida; Poales; Poaceae. The record is from RefSeq and is a predicted model, not a curated record. Gene Ontology annotation, cellular component: Golgi apparatus. Gene Ontology annotation, molecular function: acetyltransferase activity. The transcript has 6 exons. Gene Ontology annotation, biological process: xyloglucan metabolic process; xylan biosynthetic process; plant-type secondary cell wall biogenesis. The coding region runs from base 1248 to 2633 and encodes 461 amino acids.